Molecule: messenger RNA, 3012 nt
Organism: Aureobasidium subglaciale EXF-2481
Lineage: Eukaryota; Fungi; Ascomycota; Dothideomycetes; Dothideales; Saccotheciaceae
Product: glycoside hydrolase family 35 protein
Exons: 5
Coding region: 1-3012 (1003 amino acids)
Biological process (GO): carbohydrate metabolic process
Cellular component (GO): vacuole
Molecular function (GO): beta-galactosidase activity
Source: RefSeq, a predicted model, not a curated record
AUGAAAGGAUUCUUUAAGAGCUUGACGCUCUCAUUGCCAUUGGCUCUUGCUGCUCUUACAAGUGCGCAAGAGACUACGCAAUGGCCGCUUCGAAGUAAUGGCCUCACUGACUUGGUUGAGUGGGACCACUACAGUUUCAAGGUCAAUGGCGAACGUCUGUUCAUCUGGUCUGGAGAGAUGCACUACUGGAGAAUCCCUGUUCCCGAGCUCUGGGUUGAUGUGCUGCACAAGGUCAAGGCUGCCGGUUUCAACGCAGUAUCUUUUUACUCGCACUGGGGAUACCACGCUCCACGAGAUGGCAUCGUCGACUUCGAGUCAGGAGCCCACAAUAUUUCCAGCUUGUUCGAGACAUGCAAAUCGCUUGGUCUAUACAUCUUUUAUCGCCCAGGGCCGUAUAUCAACGCAGAAAGUACCGGAGGUGGCUUCCCUGGCUGGGUCACAACUGGAGCAUACGGCUCCCUCCGUAACAACGACACCAGAUAUACCGAAGCUUGGAAGCCUUACAUCGAGACAGUCAACGGCAUCAUUGCUGAGCACUCCAUCGUGAAUGGCGGCAACGUCAUCUUCUACCAGGUCGAGAAUGAGUAUGGUUAUCAAUGGACAGACACUACUCGCAGGACCCCUAACGAGACCGCCAUUCACUACAUGGAACUUCUAGAGACAGUCGCGAACGACACUGGUAUCAACAUGCCUACCGUACACAACAAUCCAAACCUGGGAAGCAAAUCCUGGUCAAUGGACUACGACAUCAACAAUGUGGGUGGAGACACUUGGCUGUACGCAGUAGACAAUUACCCAUCUUGCUGGAGUUGCAACCUCCAGGAAUGCAGCUCGACUAACUCUCCAGCACCUGACUUUACUGUCCUUGAUUACUACACUCACUUUCAGGAGACUGCACCGGGUGAUCCUUCUUUCUUUGCCGAGUUCCAAGGUGGAUCUUACAACCCUUGGGAUGGUCCUGCUGGUGGCUGCAGAAACAAUACUGGACCUGAUUGGGUGAAUGUGUUCUACAGGAACAACAUUGCCAACAAGGUUACUGCUCAUAACAUGUAUAUGUUGUAUGGCGGGACAAACUUUGGUCAACUGGCUUUCCCAUUGGUUGGCACUAGCUACGAUUACUCUGCGCCAAUCCAAGAGGAUCGUCUCAUUGGUGACAAGUACUCUGAGACAAAACUUCUCGGCUACUUCAUCAGAUCCGCCAAGGACCUCCCACUAGUUGAGAGAGGCACUAACGGUACCAACCUCACCACCAGCUCCAGCGUAUUUACCCAGGUCCUAUACAAUGUGGAGAACGACGCCCAAUUCUAUGUCGUCAGACAUGCAAACACUACACUGCAGACAUCGCUCUCUUUCAAGCAAAACAUGACGACUUCUCUUGGACACUUCCAAGUGCCUCAGUAUGCUGCUGACAUUCGUCUCAAUGGAAGAGAAUCCAAGAUUCUUGUCUCAGACUACAAUGCUGGAGAGCAGAAGAUCGUCUACUCUACCGCGGAAGUCUUGGCUGUUUCCAUCCAGAAUGGCAAGCCUAUCAUUGUCUUCUGGGUCCCCACUGGCGAGAGUGGUGAGUUCUACCUUAGGGGUGCUCAAUAUGGAAAUGUAAAGCAAUGCGAGGGCUGCUCCAGUGUCGGAUUUUACCAAACUAAGGAUGGCGUCAUCACUAGCUUUGCACAAGGCUCUGGUAUGAGCGUCUUCCAGUAUGGAAACGGCGUGACUGCUAUUGUGGUGGACAGAUCCCACGCUUACAAGCUUUGGCACCCGACCUUGACCAACGACCCUCAUGUACCGCUGGACAAGACUGCUAUUGUCACUGGCCCUUAUCUCGUCCGCACCGCUGCCGUCCACGGUGAAACUCUUGCUCUGAUCGGCGACUACAACGGUACUACUCCUCUCGAAGUCUUCGCCGCCGGCGUCAAGAAGGUCACUUUCAAUGGCGAGAGUGUUACUGUCAAGACUUCUGACUACGGCAGUCUUAAGGGCGAGCUUUCUGAGGACAAAGUCACUGUCAAGUCCCUCGAUGCUAUGCUUCCCAAGCUCUCGCACUGGAAGGUUGCUGAUGGGCUACAUGAGCGUGAGGCUGGUUACGAUGAUUCCAAAUGGGUCAACGCUAACCACACUACCACUCCCCACUGGAACAAACCUGCCACAGACCAUAUCCUUUACGCUGAUGAGUACGGUUUCCAUGGUGGAAACAUUCUCUGGCGCGGUCGCUUCAACGGCACUAGCAGUGGCGUUUUCCUGAACAUUAUUGGCGGAACCGGUAGUGGCUGGUCUGCAUAUCUGAAUGGCAAGUUCGUCGGCUCCACUUUCGGCGACAUCAAGCUUUCGCAGACCAACCAGACGCUCAAGUUUGGCGAUGCUGCAAAGAGUGGCGAGAACGUUCUGUUCAUUAUCCAAGAUCACAUGGGCAAGGAUCAAACCACCGGCGCCAUAAACCCUCGUGGUAUCCUCAAUGCCACCCUUGCCGACGGUGCAAAGUUCACUUCCUGGAAAGUAGCAGGAAAAGCUGGAGGAGGCGCCAAUAUCGACCCUAUCCGUGGACCUUACAAUGAAGGUGGUCUCCAUGCUGAACGUCUCGGCUGGCAUUUACCUGGCUUCGACGACAGCAAGUGGGUUGCUGGCACUCCUUCCACUGGCCUCAGCACAGCAGGCGCCAACUUCUAUCGCACUAUUCUUCCCCUUGAUCUCCCUGAGGGCCAUGAUGUAUCCCUCGCAUUCAACCUUCACGCAACCAAGAGUUCGAAGCUCAGAGCUCAACUCUACGUCAAUGGCUAUCAGUUCGGCAAAUUCGUGCCUUACAUCGGUAAUCAGGUUGAAUUCCCUGUUUUCCCUGGCAUAUUGGAUUACCACGGUAACAAUACUAUUGGACUGUCCAUCUGGUCGCAGGAUGAAGUAGAAGCUGGUGUUGAUGUCAGUGUCAGUGUUCUUGGCGUCCAUUCUUCUGGCUUUGAUGUUGGGUUCAGUUCGACUUAUCUCAGACCUGGGUGGACGGAGGAGAGACUGCAGUAUUACUAG